AUGGCCAGCUGUGAUGUCUCUCCGAAAGCCAAGGCGCAAAAGGCAUUGUCCUGGAAAGUGCCUGAGGAUAAUUCAGAAACCGAUGAAACCCUGCUGCUGGCGGAAAGAUUGAGCUCUGCAGUGAGGGAUAGCAUCCAUGAGCUCCUCCCAUCAGCUCUCAGAGACGCAACGGCCGCCACAUUGCAAAAGCUGUCGGUGGUGACCCUAAAGAUGUCAAACUUCCUUGACAGGAUGGAAAUGCAGGCUUUGGACGCCUCUGUCACAGAGGGGAGCAGCUGUUUGAAUGGUCCCAUGAGCGGGGCGGUGAGCCCGCGGAGCAUGAACAGCCUCUUAGAUAAACCCAAGCCGACCGUCUCGGUGGCUUCCGUAGAGAGGAUAAUAGACAGCUGUGAUGUUGUACAUGUUUCAUCUGGGCGCUCAGGCUCACCAAAACCAGGAGAGAAGGCUUCGCCAGCCACCUAUCAGUCCCUCGAGAUUCAGGUUGUGCCGCACAUGCCUAUCCGAGGAGGCAACGGAAGCAACGGAAACAACGCCAUUGCGACGGCCGCCAAGACGCGAAAGGCGGUUUCGGUGCAAGGUUGGAAUGGCUGUUUGGGCGAGGAAAUAUUCCUGCCGAUCCCCGUAAACACUCCGCGCCGGUCCAUUGAUGAGUCGGCAGGGGUGUCCAGCGACCAAUUGAAGUCCAAGAGUCCUAAGCUUGAAAAGAUGGGCAUGAAGAGUCUAGAGACGCGCCUGGCUCGCGAGCUCUUCAAGACGGCCAAGAAGACCGGAACGAAGGGCUUCAGUUGGGCGGAGGAUUGUUCGUUGUCUGCCAUCUCUCGGCAAGACUCCAGACCACAUGUGGCCGGCUUGAACAGCGAGACGGAGCAACGCCAGGCACCUAUGAGGCGGGGUCUGAGUAGAGAGAGCCUACCGACUUCGCAGUCGUCUGGCUUCAGGCUCUUGCGUGGCACACCACAGGCGCCAGCGAACAAGCCACUGCACCCGGAGGUGCCCUCUGGUGUGGUGCCGGAGAUGGUUACCGGGCCGCUGCUACCAGCCAUCCCCAGCCAAGACUUGAUGCCAGAGGAUGGGACGACAACCUUGAGCGAAGGCCUGAAAUUUGGGUCCGAAGAACAAGGAGGUGAUUCCCCACCAAACUCACAGGAAGAUGGAAAGAAAGAGGUCAGCGGGCGGAUUUGUACAGACCCGCAGCUGACAGAAGGAACUCCAAAGAGGAAUGUCCCGACGCAUACUUCCAGGUCCAAGAAAGGUUCGGUCCAAUUGCGUGAUGCCAACAAUGAUGAGCUGAUUCGCGCCACCAUCAAGAGUGUGAACAAGAUUGCUCCUUUGUCGGAGAUCGAACCCUUCGAUGUGACUGUGGAGACUGGCUAUUCAGACGAAGAAAGUGAGGCCGAAGUUGGGCAGAUUCGCUUUCCAUGGCUCCGAGCGGCCGGAAAUAAAACGGUGACGGGCAUUUCACUGCUGAAUUGCUCAGCGAGUGUUUGCGACAGCCGAAUGGUGACGCUGCUGUUCCAAGGGGCGUUGAUGCUCACGUGUCUUCUCGCCGUGGGUUGGUCGAUGACCAAUGUCAUUCUGCAGUACAUCGCCAUGCAAGAGAACGCCGGGCUUCACAGUUACUUCUUCUACGACGUAGCCCUGGCCUUUGGAGCUCUAUUGUCUUUGCUCUGUGGUGGCUGUUUACGAUUCUCAACACCCGUCGCAGAAUGCGAAGCGAUGUUGGAUGCAUUUACAGAAGGGAGGUCACUUUACGAGGAUUGGUUAAGCAAGUGUCGAUGGGACGCGCUACUUGUGCUGAUUAUUUGGGCGCUAUCGGUGGUUGAGCGGACACGGGAGCUUUUCGCUGAUGGCAUCGCCACUUUACAACUGCAACAGGAUGUGGAUCAACAGGAGCUUGUGUACAACCUGUGCAAUCUCGGAUCGUUUGCAGUCUCUGGCGCGGUCUUGCUGUCUUGCCUCUUCCGCAUCAUGCGGGUCUGUCGAGGAUUUUACGUCAUCAUCGAUGACUUCUCCUUUAAUCUGGUCACUACUUCAGACCUUUGUGUUGCUGAACAGGACUGGAAUUUGUUACAGGCUUUGCUCCGGAGGAGCUGCCAUUCCUUGCAGUACCUCUUCAUCGUGUUGCAGAGCACCAUUGUUGCAGCGUUGAUACUGGGUGUGGACGACUUUUAUCGUCUCAACAAACCGACUCUGCUCAUUUCAGGAGCCUGUGUAUUGAUCGGCUUGGCGCAGCUGUUCCUAUGCGCUGCAAGCGUCACUGACCACUGCGAGCGACUGCCUCCCUUUGUGAACUCGUUGGGCUUUGGACGAUCGCUGGAUGCAGAUCGUCUGUACUUGGUGGAGUACAUGCCACUGGGCCCAGCAGGUUUCUAUAUUUUUGAAGUUCGGGUAACUCGAGACAUGGUGCUGAAGGCCUUCUACAUCAGUGGAAUGGCCACCUUUUACUUUGCCACCAAGGUGAUGGCUGCCGGAUUUUGA
Molecule: messenger RNA, 2478 nt
Organism: Cladocopium goreaui
Lineage: Eukaryota; Dinophyceae; Suessiales; Symbiodiniaceae
Source: the annotation of a GenBank genome assembly